AUGCGCCCCUCCGCGGCUUGGCUGCUGCUCCUCGCCCUGCCCGCCUGCCUGGCUGCGCCCUCCCGGCCUGUCUACACCAACCACUGGGCAGUGCAGGUGCUGGGCGGGCCGGGCGAGGCAGCCAGGCUGGCCUCCGCCUACGGCUACGUGAACCUGGGACAGAUUGGGAACUUGGAGAACUAUUACCACUUUCACCACAGCAGGACGAUAAGGCGCUCGACGCUCAGCAGUCGAGGCCGGCACAACUUCCUCCGGAUGGAUCCCAAGGUGAAGUGGCUACAGCAACAGGAAGUGAAACGACGAGUUAAGAGACAUGUCCGGGGUGACCCUCAUUUGAUUCACUUCAAUGACCCAAUGUGGUCUAAAAUGUGGUAUAUGCACUGUGGAGAUAAAAACAAUCACUGCAGGUCAGAAAUGAAUAUUCCAGCAGCCUGGCAGAGAGGAUAUACUGGCAAAAAUGUGGUGGUGACCAUUCUUGAUGAUGGCAUAGAGACAAGUCAUCCCGAUCUCGUACAAAACUAUGAUCCUCAGGCAAGCUAUGAUGUCAAUGACAAUGACUGUGAUCCAAGUCCACGCUAUGACGCCAGCAACGAGAAUAAACAUGGCACCCGCUGUGCUGGACAAGUUGCAGCUAAAGCAAACAACUCUAAUUGUAUCGUGGGCAUCGCGUAUAAUGCAAGAAUAGGAGGCGUUCGUAUGUUAGAUGGAGAUGUAACAGAUGUUGUUGAAGCAAAGUCGCUUGGCAUCAGACCCGAUUACAUUGACAUUUACAGCGCAAGCUGGGGGCCAGAUGAUGAUGGGAAGACAGUUGAUGGACCUGGUGAAUUGGCCAAACAGGCUUUUGAGUAUGGCAUUAAAAAGGGUCGUAAGGGUUUGGGCUCCAUUUUUGUCUGGGCCUCAGGAAAUGGUGGCAGAGAAGGCGAUUACUGCUCUUGUGAUGGCUACACCAACAGCAUCUACACCAUCUCCAUCAGCAGCAGCACGGACAGUGGGCUCAAGCCGUGGUAUCUAGAGGAAUGCGCAUCUACUCUCGCCACAACCUACAGCAGCGGGGCAUUUUAUGAACAAAAAAUUGUUACCACAGAUUUAAGACACGGUUGCACAGAAGGCCAUACUGGAACCUCCGUGUCUGCACCCAUCGUCACAGGCAUCAUCGCUUUGGCUUUAGAAGCAAACCCCUCACUGACCUGGAGAGAUGUUCAGCAUCUGAUUGUUAAAACAUCCAGGCCACUACAUCUGAAAGCAAAUGACUGGAAAACAAAUGGAGCAGGACGCAAAGUUAGCCAUCUAUAUGGAUAUGGUCUGGUUAAUGCAGAAGCUAUUGUAAUGGAAGCUAAGAAAUGGAAAAAAGCACCCACCCAGCACGUCUGCAUUGGAAGCUCAGAUAGGACACCCAGGGACAUCCAUGCCGACCAGACGGUGCGCACAACCACCGUGACCAACGCCUGCGCCAACCACUACGACCAGCGCGUGGUGUACCUGGAGCACGUCAUAGUGCGAGUCAGCAUUGAGCACCCUCGGCGUGGAGACUUGCAGAUUAACUUAACUUCUCCUUCAGGGACAGAGUCUCAGCUCUUGGCAAGAAGAGUGUUUGAUAUCUCCAACGAAGGAUUUAAAAACUGGGAAUUCAUGACUGUCCACUGCUGGGGGGAGAAGGCAGAAGGGGAAUGGACUCUGAAGAUCCAUGACACACCAUCCCACAUGCGCAACCCAGAGAGGCGAGGGAAGUUAAAGGAAUGGAGUCUCAUUUUAUAUGGAACAGCCGAACACCCUUACAACGCAACCAGUUCCCAUCACUCCCAGUCGAGGAUGCUGGAGAUUUCAACACCGAAAUUGGAGCCCUCUAAAGCAGCAGUUUUCCAGAGUCAGAUGGAGGUGGUGGAAGAGGAGGAAGAAUACACGGGUCCAUGUCAUCCUGAAUGUGGCAACAAAGGCUGCGAUGGUCCUAAUGCAGAUCAGUGCUUGAAUUGCAUCCAUUACAGUCUUGGAAUUGUUAAAGCUGGCAGGGUGUGUGUGAGCUCGUGCCCUUCAGGGUAUUUUGGGGACAACGCAAGUAGGAGAUGCCGACGAUGCCAGAAGGGGUGCGAAACCUGCACGGGCAGGGGCCGAAACCAGUGUACAUCUUGCCGACGCGGUUUCUAUCACCACCAGGAAACAAAUGCAUGUGUGGUGUUCUGUCCAGCUGGGUUUUACGCCGAUGAAAGUCAAAAACUCUGUCUGGAAUGUCAUCAAAGCUGUAAAAAAUGUGCUAGUGAUCCAGAGAAACGUAUUCGAUGCAAGGAUGGAUUCAGCCCGUUAGGAGCAGGCUGUCUCCCGGAAUGCCAGCCAGGCAUGUAUUUCAGCAAAGAGACCCAGAAAUGCGAGAGGUGCCACACGAGCUGCCAGACAUGUGUCGGGCCAGGCAAAGAGGCAUGCAUACAAUGUGCCAAAGAUUUCCACCUGCACGAGUGGCGCUGUGUCCCUGCUUGCAGCCAGGGGUUUUACCCUGAGGCGGUGCCAGGUCUACCUUAUAAAGUCUGCACAAGAUGUGAUGACAGCUGCUCAGCCUGUGAAGGCUCCAGGGAUAACUGCGUCAAGUGUAAGGAAGGUUUCAAUCUGCGCAUCGGCUCAUGCAUCACAAAUGUAACCUGCAUGGAUGAUUCUCCUAUUCCUGAACGCAGCCCCUCAGCUUUCAAGACUCUCUGUGAGAUUGUGAAAUCAAAAAAGCUCUGUGAAAUGAAGCUAUUCGUACAGUUGUGCUGUCAGACAUGUCUCAUGGCUGGAUAA
Messenger RNA from Emys orbicularis (European pond turtle), 2766 nucleotides. RefSeq names its product proprotein convertase subtilisin/kexin type 6 (gene PCSK6). The transcript is spliced from 21 exons. NCBI's taxonomy places the organism in Eukaryota, Metazoa, Chordata, Testudines, Emydidae. The record is from RefSeq and is a predicted model, not a curated record. Gene Ontology annotation, biological process: peptide hormone processing. Bases 1 to 2766 code for a protein of 921 amino acids. Gene Ontology annotation, cellular component: membrane; cell surface. Gene Ontology annotation, molecular function: serine-type endopeptidase activity.